Messenger RNA from Dictyostelium discoideum AX4, 1002 nucleotides. RefSeq lists its product as hypothetical. The transcript has 2 exons. The coding region runs from base 1 to 1002 and encodes 333 amino acids. The record is from RefSeq and is a predicted model, not a curated record. NCBI's taxonomy places the organism in Eukaryota, Evosea, Eumycetozoa, Dictyosteliales, Dictyosteliaceae. Gene Ontology annotation, biological process: regulation of gene expression.
AUGAGUGAUGAUGAUAAUGCAUUUGAAGAAAUCCGAAAACUUCAAAAUGCAAGAAAAAAUAAAGUGAAAUUAUAUGAUGAUGAUGACGAUGACAACCAUAGUGAAAAAUAUGAUAGAUCAAUAUCAACAAGUAAACAUAAAUCAUCAAAAAAAACAUCAUCGUCUUCUUCAAAAAGAAAUUAUGACGAUGAUGAUGAUAAUGAUGAUACUAAUGAAAGAUUAUCAUUAAAAAGAGAAUUUGAAUCAUAUUCUGCACCAAAACAUAUUUUAGAAACUGUACCAGUUGAUGAUGAUUAUGAUCCAACAAAAAGUUAUAGACAACCAACAGUAGCAGAACAAGAAAAUGAAUAUAGAUCAAGAUGGAGAAAAAGAGGUUUAAGUCCACCAAGAGAUUAUGAUCCAUUUACAGGUAAAGGUGAGGUUAUGGGCAGAACUUAUAGAGAUAUUAUGAUGGAAAAUCAAUUGGUAAGAGAGGAGAAAGAAAUUUUACAAAAAAUUGAAAAAAAGAAAAAAGAAGAACAAGAAUUAGAAAAACAAAGAAAACGACAAGAAGAAUAUGAUAACAAACAUAAUAAAAAGCAUAAAUCUGAUAGUAAUAGUAGUAAUAAUAAUAAACAUGGUGGUGGUGAUGUUACACCUCCAUAUAGGUCAUCAUCUAGUAGCAAUAGCAGUAGUAGCAGUAGUAAAUGGUUUUAUAAAGUAUUUAAAAAUGGUGAAGUUAUUGAAGACCUUAAAGAAAUUAAAAAUGAAGAAAUAUUAACAUUUGGAAGAGACCCAUCAAGAAAUAAAAUCUUAUUAGAACAUCCAAGUUGUAGUUCAGUUCAUGCAUCAAUUUCAUUUAGUAAUUCUAAUAAAAGACCAAUACUAUUAGAUUUAAAUAGCACUAAUCAAACAUUUUUAAAUGGUAAAGAAGUUACACCACGUAAACCAUCAGACUUAUAUGAAGGUGAUAAAAUUAAAUUUGGUGCCAGUACUAGAGAAUAUAUAAUUUUUAAAAGAUGA